AUGAACGCUUUACGAGGAGAGAAUAAAAGACCUCAGCAAACGCUUGAGGACGCACGAAUCACCACGUGAGUUAGUUCGUCAAAGUGAGGCAAAACGUAAGCAAGCGCCUCAAAGCGAGGCAAAUGUGUGUCGACGACGACGACAAAUGCAAUCUCGAAAAAACCUCCCUUAUUAAUUGCAUAGGGCACCCAAUAAUGCAUAGAACACCCAACACAAAUUAGGGGUUGCGUUCUCGUACCUCGAACGCAAUUAUUAUUAGUAUUUACCAAAUCAGUGAAUUGCAAUUUUCGCGCGUUUUAAUUGGCUCCAGUAACCCGGAAUAUCCUUGGCUAUUCACUGUUUUUCGACACAAGACAAGAUGGCGUCUCGUUUCAAGACAUUUUCGGAAGACGGAAUUUGAGCGAUAAAUGAAGCAGUCGUACAAAGAAAUACCAGAAAAGCGACGAACUUUGGCUUGUCGGUGUUUACUGGCAGGCAGAAAAUUAUUUUCAUGCUGAAUUUGCAACAAAAGUCGUAAAAAUCACUUGGCAAAAUCCCCGAAAUGUUUGUAAAUUGUAAACAAAGUUCCUACAAAGUGACGUUUUUAAUUUAAAAAAAGUUAUUUUCUCAUUUUAUGGAACUGAUUUGGUAUUUAAAAUACUAAAACAACUAUUCCCCUCUGGGUCGGUGAACAGCGCGAGAUAUAUACGUCGACGCUUCGCGUCUCAGUAUAUAUUACCACUAUUCAACUCCCCCUCGGGGGAUAGUUUUAUAUUAUUGUUAUUAUGGUGUGAACAUAGCCUUACGUAAGUCCUACUAAGAUUCAGGUCUAUUAAACAGCCAACUUGUUUUAAGUGGUCAGUUAGCCAUUCCCAGGUUUGGAGUUCACAGAGGAAAGGCAAAGGGAGAUUCGACUUAAAUUAAAUAAUUGUAAGGAAUUUUUAAUCUCUUGUAAGAAACUAUGUAAUCUAUUGAUUAUAUUGUCUCCUUGAGUUUUAAUUCACUGACAGAAAGGUUUAUUCUUUUAUAGGUCUCGGUCAAGCUUCAGAAGCGCAUCAAGUAUGGCGGCCCUUCCAAAAAAUUACACCGAUGAACAAAUAAACUAUUUUAGAAUUUGUCAUGUAACUACCGAUAUAAUGGCCGAGGGUCUGAGAGAAAUUUUUAAACAAGAAUGGGCCAAACAAUACAAAGUAAUAUGGAAAGACGAGCCUCAGAAUGGAAGGGACUUCAAAAAGGGUGAGUCCCCAAAAAACCAAAAGAAGAAUGCUCGUCUUUUGACCACUAUGAUAAACGGAGAUACAGGGAAAUGGGACUGCACAAUGCUAUUUUACGCCAUUCUUUUCUCUGAUUGCCUCGGACCGGGCCUGAGCACAACAGUCCAGAAAAAUGUGGAUGAUCUGAGAAAUUUUAGGAACGAACAAUUCGCUCACAAACCAGAAGGUAGCCUCUCUGACACAGACUUUCAAAAUGCCAUAAGCAGAGUUCUUAGCGCUUUUCAAGCGCUUGGUCUCCAGACUUCAAGAAUUCAAGUCGUGAAAAAUGAGAAAACCUUUUCGACAGAAGAGUUAAAAAAAAUCCUGGAAAAAGUUGAAGAUCUUAAAAAGGAACUUAAAGAAACAGAGGGUCAUCGACAGGUCCUUGCAGAUCAACUUCAGAAAGAAGCACCUUCAUUCUGUAUACUCCCUCCGAAACCUCCACAUGUCAUAGGACGUCGUGCUCACGAGGUAGAUGAAAUCAUAGCCCAAAAGCUGGGGGAGCUUAAAAAGUCCAGUGACAACGGACUGAGAUAUCUAUACAUCUCAGGUAAUCCUGGAAGUGGAAAAUCACAGCUAGCUGGCCUUGUAGCCAAGAGAUUCUAUGACCAAGUCAAAGAAAUGCCCAGUGCUUCUUCAUUUGUGAUGACGUUAAAUGCUGAAACGCUAAAUUCACUAUUAGAGUCAUACGUUUCAUUUGCUCGCCAGGUGAAAUGCCCAGACGAUUCAGUUACAAAAACCCUCGGUUCCGAGGAUGAUGACAUUAAGGAAAAAAUCGCCAAUCUUAAGAUGCUUAUUGCUGCAAAAAUUGCCUGUUACAAGCCAUGGCUGUUGGUGGUUGACAACGUCACUAACCUGUCUUCUGUACACGUUCACCUGCCACAAGCUGGAGACGAAACGUGGGCAAAUGGUCAGUUGUUAAUUACAACCCAGGAUACGUCAUCUAUCCCAUCAGAGAACUCUUGCAUCAAACACAUCUCAGUCAGCAAAGGUAUGAAGCCCGGUGAUGCGAUUACCUUGUUAGCCGAAAUUUCUGGGAUCCUCAACAGUGAGCCGUGGAGCAAAAAAGUAGCAGAAGAACUGGACUUUCAGCCUCUUGCUUUAGCAGCCGCUGCCGUCUUCGUCAAGGAAAUUCGUCAAGAUAAACCAUUAGGAGAUUUUGGCUGGUUAGAAUACCUGAAAAUUUUAAAAGAAGGCAAGCGAGGAACUACCGAGGAGAUCCUUGCUGAAACCAACUUCGUUUACCCAUACACAAUGACCAAAGCAAUAACACUAGCCGUCCAAAAACUGAUUAACUCUGACGAAUUUGUUAAACAUUUUUUUACGUUUCUUUCUCUCUGCGCACCGCAACCAUUAAAGGUGGACAUAAUAGUUGAUUACAUUAUUAACUGCCUAGACGGACGCGUUAAUGAAACGGACAGGGCUCGUAUUCGCAUGAGCCUCAGGAGAUGCUCACUUCUGAUUUUUGAAGGCGAUUUUAUUCGUGUUCAUCAGAUUGUAUACCAAGUUAACAAAACUUUGAUUAACGACCAACAAAAACGUCGAAACCUCGAGACAAUCAAUGGCGCUGUUUCCUCAUUCCACAAAUUUAUAAUUCAUACCUUCCAAGAGAGUAAGACACUGAAAACCAUACACAUUGUCCCUCAUUUAAAAGCCUUAAUUAUGGAAGUUGAUAACUUCCUUUUACACGACGGUCAAGAUCAGGUUCCAAGUUUGUCAGCAGAGAAAUUUAAAAACCUUGGAGAUGUUUGUGGCACACAUUCUGAAUUCAAAGAGGCUAAAAAGUACUUUGAACAUGCACUCACAAUUGAGCUGAGUGAGCCAGAGCCCAACCACAUCAAUAUAGCAACCACCAAAGUCUACUUAGCUUUAACUGAACAGGGGUUAGGUAACAUUGAGGAAGCCCUCGAAUAUCAGCAAAGUGCUCUUGCAAUUCAGCUCGAGAAACAUGGUGAAAAUCAUGUUGAUGUGGCAACGAGCUACAGUAACUUAGCUUCAAUUUACCAAGACCGAGGUGACCUUGAGAAAGCCCUGGAAUAUCAGCAACUUGCUCUAUCUAUUCGUCUCAACGGACUUGGCGAGGACCAUGUUGAUGUUGCAGAAAGCUACUAUAGCUUAGCUUCAAUUCAGCAGGCCUUAGGUAACCUUAAAGAAGCCAUAGGGUUACAAAAAAGUGCUCUUGAUAUUGAGGAGAGGAUACUUGGUCCCGACGAUAUUGCUGUUGCGGCAAGCUACAGCAACUUUGCUUCAAUUUGUCAGGACUUAGGUGAACUUAAGGUAGCCAAGAAGUAUCAGCAGCAUGCUCUUGAUAUUGAGGUUAAACAUUUUGGCCCUGAACAUGUUGAUGUUGCAACUAGCUACAGUAAUUUGGCUUCAAUUCUUCAGGACCUUGGUGACCUUGAACAAGCUUUGGAUUGUCAGCAGCGUGCCCUUUCUAUUGAGUACGAAAAACUUGGCCCCGAACAUGUUGCAGUUGCAACGAGUUACAGUCACUUAGCGUUAAUGCACAGGGAUUUAGGUGACUUCAAGAAAGCCAAGGAAUACCAGCAGUUUGCUCUUGAUAUUGAGCUUAAGAAACUUGGCCCGGAACAUGUUGAUGUCGCAAAGAGCUACACUAACCUAGCUUUAAUUCAUCAAGACUUAGGUGAUCUUGAGCAAGGUAAGGAGUACCAGCAACUUGCUCUUAAUAUUGACCUCAAGAAGCUUGACUCCGAACAUUUAUCUGUUGCGAAGGACUACAGCAACUUAGCUUUAUUUCACCGAGACUUAGGUGAUCUAAAGAAGGCAAAGGAGUAUCAACAACGUGCUCUUGAUAUUCAAUCCAAGAAACUUGGUAGAGAACAUGUCGACGUUGCAAAGAGCUACAGUAACUUUGCUUUAAUUUACGUUGACUCAGGCGACCUUAACAAAGCCAAGGAGUACCAGGAACGUGCUCUUAGUAUUCAGCUCCAUAAACUUGAUGAAGAGCAUAUUGAGGUUGCAAAGAGUUAUAGGAACUUAGCUUUAAUUCACCAGGGCUUAAGAAAACUUACAGAAGCCAAGGAGCAGGAGGAACGCUUUGAUGCUAUCCGUCCCAACAGCUGGCUGUUCUUUGAUUAUAUUAUUUUUGUAAGCUUAGUCAUUUUUGCACUUUAUUAUAUUUGGCCUUAACUAAAAUAUCUGAAUAUUUUGCUUAACACCUUAACUGCAAUAUAUUUUAUAUCUAGGGUCUUAAAUUGGUAAUGAUUCCACAGUUUAUAGAUCUUGGAAAUUUAACAUUCUGCGAUUAUGUUUUCAGUGACGGAAAGAAACAAUUUUACAAGCUUAUCUCUAAACCUAAGUGA
This is a messenger RNA of Porites evermanni, 4555 nucleotides long. NCBI's taxonomy places the organism in Eukaryota, Metazoa, Cnidaria, Anthozoa, Scleractinia, Poritidae. The record is from the annotation of a GenBank genome assembly.